CAGCCUUCUCAGAAUCAUCCCCUAGAGGGCAAACAGCUGGGCUUAAAAGCAGGACUUCUCUCGGGGUUUGUAAUGGAUGGAAGGAAGGUGCAUGGAAGGAAGCUAUAGCUGCUGCUUUUAAGGUCCGCUGUACAGCCCACACAGGAGUUACAUGAUGGAUGCGCUCUCUGAUGCAAUCAACACUUUUACUUUGAAUGUUUUUAAAGAAAUUACUGAAAAAGAUAGCUCGCAGAAUGUGUUUUACUCUCCCUUGAGUCUCUAUUGUGCCCUGACUAUGGUCUUAGAGGGGGCCAAGGGAAAUACUGCUGCACAGAUACAACAGGUUCUUUCUUUAAACAAAGGUACAGAUGUCCAUCAAAGUUUUCAGUUUUUUCUUGAAGAAGCUAAUAAAUCUGGUGAUCAAUGUCUGCUAAGAAUUGCCAACAGACUUUUUGGAGAAAAGACUCAUGAUUUUAUGUCAUCUUUUAAGGAAUCCUGUCAAACAUUCUACCUUUCAAAAAUGGAAGAACUUGACUUUGCUAAUGCAUCAGAGGAAACAAGAAAACAUAUAAAUAAGUGGGUAGAAGAAAAGACUGAAGGAAAAUGGCAAAAUCAAUUUGAAAAACAUGCAACAAAAGAACGAAUGUUCAAAAUCAACAAGGACAAGCAGAAACCAGUACAAAUGAUGUUUCAGAAAUCUACGUUUUCCAUGACCUACUUAAGAGAAGUGUCUACGAAGAUCCUAGUUCUACCCUAUGUUGGAGGACAAAUGGACAUGGUCAUUUUGCUUCCAGAUGAGAACACAGAUCUAAAAACGGUGAGAACAAUAAUUGAACAAUUGGGGGGGGAAAUGAUUCAGAGCUGUAAGCAUUACAUCUAAAUUUUAGUUUUAAUUAUUAAGUCCUUUAAAAUGAAUCUUUUUGUCCCAUAUGUCUAGAUCACCAGAAGGUUACACUGAUUUCUUUGUCUGUGUUGUAUCAUAAAGAGAGUAUGGUAGCAGCUUUGAGGAAAAAGAAUGGUAUUCAGUUAUAGGGUUUAACAGUGGAAGGUUAUAGCAGCAGGAACCAUCUAAAGCUAGAGGUAACCAGAGAACCUUUUUUUAAUAUUUCAGGGACUGGAAUUACUACAGGAAAAGAGGAGUUUAGGUGUUUUUUGUUUUGUUUUGUUUUUUCCCAGAUCCUUCUAGGGCACAGUGGGCAAGCACAAUAGAAUGGAACCAGUUAAGCUAGAGAUAUGAUUGGAAAUCACUGUGACAGCAAGCACAGAACAGCUUGCCUUUCUUUGAUUGCUUCAUUGGAGGAGAACUCCUAUGUUAGUAACCCAGAGAGAUUCAUGACUGAUUCUCAAUCUGGUCAAAAUGAGCUUUUCUCAUGACUAGGAUCUAUCCCAGUUUUGUAAAUCCAUAGUAAAAGUAAAGCCCAGCAUUAAGUCAUGUUGAUUGCAGAUUUGCCAACUGAAAAGUCAGUAUUUUGCCUACCCAGGAGAUCUCUGAGUCAGUUUCCUCACCUGUAAAAUGGGGGUAAUCUUUGCCUGAAAUAAUUCAGUGAGUGGGUGGUUCUGAAAGGGUGAAGAGUAAAAUGAGAUUAUGUGUGAAAGUGCUUUGAAGGCUACAAAGUGCUAGAGAAGUUUAAGAUUAGAAGUGAAUAAUGAAAGGGAGAGGAGGAAGUGGGAUUUCUGAGCUAAACUAAGAUGGUGUGGAGUCAUUUAAGUGAGUAGGUUGUGGGGUGGGGAUGGCAGAGGAAAGAAAGGCUAUAUUUGCAAUCCAUUCUUCAAAUGAUAAGAACAAAGGAUAUGAACAGACAAUUUUCAGAUGAAGAAAUGGAAACUAUUUCUAGCCAUA
This is a messenger RNA of Sarcophilus harrisii (Tasmanian devil), 1819 nucleotides long. Its product is annotated as serpin B6-like. Gene Ontology annotation, cellular component: cytoplasm. Gene Ontology annotation, biological process: negative regulation of endopeptidase activity. Bases 152 to 859 code for a protein of 235 amino acids. The transcript is spliced from 6 exons. The record is from RefSeq and is a predicted model, not a curated record. NCBI's taxonomy places the organism in Eukaryota, Metazoa, Chordata, Mammalia, Dasyuromorphia, Dasyuridae. Gene Ontology annotation, molecular function: serine-type endopeptidase inhibitor activity.